Molecule: messenger RNA, 2921 nt
Organism: Clupea harengus (Atlantic herring)
Lineage: Eukaryota; Metazoa; Chordata; Actinopteri; Clupeiformes; Clupeidae
Gene: dcaf5
Product: ddb1 and cul4 associated factor 5
Biological process (GO): negative regulation of fatty acid biosynthetic process
Cellular component (GO): Cul4-RING E3 ubiquitin ligase complex; cytoplasm
Molecular function (GO): protein binding
Source: RefSeq, a predicted model, not a curated record
CAGCUGGCUUGAUGAUGUCACAGGCGGAGGAAGAGGAUCUCAUCGGAGCAGGAAGCGAAUGGCUGCACGACUCCAGAGAAACGCAACCAAGUCCCUUUCACGUUUCGGAAUUUUUGUCUAGCCAACAUGUAAUUAAAUAGACACCAGGGCUAAACGUUAGUGGGCAGGAAUGUAUCUUACAUUUGCGUAAACGCAUCGGAUGUCAGCUGUCGUACAGAUUUCUGUAACUUAGAAGCGGAGUAGCCAGCAGGCACACCAUAGUUUCCAAACAGAACCGAGGGGCCAAGAUGAAGGAGGUAAUGGGUUGUGGCAUGAGAUCGUCUGUGGGGUUCCUGUCCCGGAGAAACAUCACCGGGCACCAUCUAAUGAAGGAGGAAUUCCAGCGACGUAGGCUGGGUGGUUGCACCAGCCUGUUCAAAAAGGACCUGCUGGGCCAUUUUGGAUGCGUGAACGCUAUAGAGUUCUCAAACAAUGGAGGAGACUGGCUUGUGUCCGGUGGAGAUGACCGCAGGGUGCUGCUGUGGGACAUGGAGAAGUCCAUCCACUCCCGGGCCAAGCCGAUUAAACUGAAGGGAGAGCACCUGUCCAACAUCUUCUGCCUGGCGUUCGACAGCACCAACAAGAAGGUGUUCUCUGGAGGGAAUGAUGAGCAGGUGAUCCUCCACGAUGUGGAGAGGGGCGAGACCCUCAACGUGUUCCUCCACGACGACGCAGUGUACGGCUUGUCUGUCAGCCCCGUGAACGACAACGUGUUCGCCAGCUCCGCAGACGACGGCCGAGUCCUCAUCUGGGACACUCGAGAGCCCCCACACGGAGAACCCUUCUGUCUGGCAAGCUACACCUCAGCGUUCCACAGCGUGAUGUUCAACCCUGCGGAACCUCGGCUGCUGGCCACAGCCAACUCCAAAGAGGGAGUGGGGCUCUGGGAUAUCCGCAAGCCACGCAGUUCUCUGUUGCGGUAUGGCGGGAGCCUGUCUCUGCAGAGUGCCAUGAGUGUGCGCUUCAACAGCACGGGCACUCAGCUGCUGGCGCUGCGCAGGCGUCUGCCCCCGGUGCUGUACGAGCUGCACUCGCGCCUGCCCAGCGUCCAGUUCGACAACCAGGGCUACUUCAACUCCUGCACCAUGAAGAGCUGCUGCUUCGCCGGGGACAGAGACCAGUACAUCUUGUCUGGAUCUGAUGACUUCAACCUCUACAUGUGGAAAAUCCCUAAAGAGCCUGAAGCAGGAGGUCCAGGUCGUGUGGUGAACGGGGCCUUUAUGGUUCUCAAAGGUCAUCGCUCCAUUGUCAACCAGGUUCGCUUCAACCCUCACACCUACAUGAUCUGCUCCUCCGGGGUCGAGAAGGUCAUCAAGGCGUGGAGUCCGUACCAGCAGCCCGACAGUCUUGGGGACCUGGAGGGCCUCGUGGAGGACAAGUCUCGGAGCCUGUACACGCACGAGGAGUACAUCAGCCUGGUGCUGAACAGCGGCAGCGGCCUGUCGCACGACUACGUCAGCCAGUCCAUCCAGGAGGACCCGCGCAUGAUGGCCUUCUUCGACUCGCUGGUGCGCCGUGAAAUCGAGGGCUGGAGCUCUGACUCGGACAGCGACCUGAGCGAGGGCGCCAUCCUGCAGCUGCACGCUAGGGGGCGCCGUUCUACACGCUCUACUGCUGCUGCCUCUGCUGUAGCAGCAGCUGCUGCUGCUUCUACACCGAGUGCCGCUAGAGAGGUUGGUGUGAUGCACGCAGACCCCUCGUCAGGCAUUGUUGCUGUCGUUGCCAAUGACGACGGUCCCCCCAGCAACUCUGAGAACUCGUCCUCGUCAUCACUGGCUGGCCCAGAGCUGUCGGAGGAGGAGGAUGAGGAGGAUGAGGGGGAGCAGGCGGAGGUGGAAGUCGAGGGGCUCUCCCGCAGGCAGCGAGGGGUCCGACGGCGGCAGUCGGCCUUCAUGCUGGACCUGGUCAACGAAGACUCGGACUCGAGCGGCUUCUGGUUCAACCCGGUACCGCGGCCCCGCUCGCCCAGCCCCCCGCUGGACCGCUCCAGCCUCUCCAGCCAAUCGCGCUCGGCCUCAGAGUCAGACUCCUCUUCCUCCUCGUCGAGCCCUUCGUCCUCCUCCAGCAGCGAGGGCGAGGAGGAGGAGGAGCAGCAGCAGCGGCGCUCAAACACGCGGCAGUGCAACGCAGCGAGGAGGAGGGUCCGCAGUCGCAUGCACCUGCCCAGCCGCGACGCAGAGGACCGGCCGGCGACUGCGCAGGACCUUUGUUCCACGCUUGACCCCUGCAGCUACCCCAAGAUCACCAUUGAAGACGCCAGCUCCUCUUCCUCAUCCUCAGGCGGGACGGGUUGCGCCAACACCGAAAAGAAGCCCCGGGGACGCAAGAGCCGGCGCCACCACCGUCUCCGCGACGACGACAGCCCAGUCCAGACGCCGGGUAACCGUCCAGAGACGAGGCUCGGUGGACGGGUGUCAUCCAGGAGCCCCUCCCCUACGGACAGCGACCUACGGUGUGUGUCGCGAGCAGGAGAGAGGGAUGACAAGAAACGAGAGAGCGAGGGUGGAAAGAGAGAAAGAGCAGGUAAGAAGGAUUUCACUACAUCUCACGUGGACUUUUUGGGCUCACAAGAACCCACAAGGAAUUCCGAGGAUCCCCAUCAGAAUCUUCCCGGAAUUUCUGGCACAGCAGAAGAGCUAGACGAUGACCCAACAGACUCUAAGACCCGGGAAGCAACCGGAACAUCGAGGGUGAGCAAACGGACUCGCCAGGGUUCAGAACUUCGCCCUGAGGGAUCAUCACUAGGGUCAGCAGAGGGGUCAGAUGAGGGGGCACCCUCAGAAAAGAAGCUGAAGACAUAAGGGAGUCUCGGCUUCAUAUCAUUUCAGACUGGUUCUGUUUUUGUAAUUCUUAAGUGUUUUUUUUGGGGGGGGGGGGGGGGG